AUGCCAACUGACCGGUCACAGACCAUUGAACAGGGAAGCAAAACUCUAAUCUGCAUCUUAGUUACAAAAACUGGACACAGAUCUUCUCCCGAACGAGUCUUCCUAGAGAUUCGUUGCCUCCACUCAUUCGUCGGUCAAAUCCAAGCAAAUGUUACAAAGUGGCCCCACGAAUUCCGCAACAGAAUUCCCUUUUUCAGUCGACGCAAAGCGAAACUCUUCGAACAACACAUACUACUCGCAAAGUUCCAUUCAAUGACAUCUACGGAAUUUGAAAGCGAAUUUCGCUUUGCGUGGAUUGAAAAAUGGAAUUCUGUUGCGAACUUCGCGGGGCCAUUUUGUAACAUUUGCUUUUACUUGACCGACGAAAAACGAAAGGAAGAAGGCCUUUGCUGCGGAGUUAUUUAUUCGGAAAUGCCAACUGACCGGUCACAGACCAUUGAACAGGGAAGCAAAACUCUAAUCUGCAUCUUAGUUACAAAAACUGGACACAGAUCUUCUCCCGAACGAGUCUUCCUAGAGAUUCGUUGCCUCCACUCAUUCGUCGGUCAAAUCCAAGCAAAUGUUACAAAGUGGCUCCACGAAUUCCGCAACAGAAUUCCCUUUUUCAGUCGACGCAAAGCGAAACUCUUCGAACAACACAUACUACUCGCGUGCCUCCCGAUCAGUAGCAUCACCGUUACACUAGUAGAUAUGCCUACCACUACAGCCUAG
Molecule: messenger RNA, 711 nt
Organism: Opisthorchis viverrini
Lineage: Eukaryota; Metazoa; Platyhelminthes; Trematoda; Opisthorchiida; Opisthorchiidae
Exons: 3
Coding region: 1-711 (236 amino acids)
Source: RefSeq, a predicted model, not a curated record